Messenger RNA from Macrosteles quadrilineatus (aster leafhopper), 5750 nucleotides. RefSeq names its product roundabout homolog 2-like. The transcript has 22 exons. The coding region runs from base 207 to 3677 and encodes 1156 amino acids. The record is from RefSeq and is a predicted model, not a curated record. Lineage: Eukaryota; Metazoa; Arthropoda; Insecta; Hemiptera; Cicadellidae. Gene Ontology annotation, molecular function: protein binding.
CGGCGUCGUGUCGCGUACCUGUCGUGACGUCAUCGCGUCGCUGGCGUCGUGUGGUCACGUGUUCGAGUAGUAUCAAUGUCAUAGUGAACUGUCCAUCUGUUUGAAGUAAAAACAGUUCCAAUGAUGACAGCGAGUGAAUUAUCCCGUUGGUGGUAAAAAGACUCAAAAAUGACGUCAUCAAAGACUAAAGUUCGGAUACAAGCCGGAUGAUGACGUCAGUUUCCGGAAGUGAUCACGAUAAUCGGAUGUGGAUCAUACAUACCGGAUGUGGUUACCUUUACCGUAUGUGGAUGAUUCUGGUGCUUAUUCUCCUACUGGAUUCGGUAAAAGGAGAUGAAGGAGCGCCCCCAUGGAUUACAGAACACCCUGUAGACACUGUGGUACCUCGCCAUGAGCCCGCUACCCUCAACUGCAAAGCGGAGGGGAGGCCAUCCCCUACAAUUACAUGGUAUAGGGAUGGGGAACCACUCACGCCGGCAGUUCAUAGGGUACUCCUCCCCGCCGGAUCCCUGUUCUUCCUCCGAGUGGUCCACGGUCGCAAGGAGACGGACGCCGGUGUCUACUGGUGUGAGGCCAGGAACUCCGCAGGGUCAGCUAGGAGCAGAAACGCUACUUUGGAUGUCGCAGUUCUGAGGGAGGAGUUCCGUAUCCAGCCCAACAGCCAGAGGGUGGCCCAAGGAGAGACCGUGGUACUGGAGUGUUCUCCCCCCAGAGGACACCCGGAGCCGACGGUCCUCUGGAGGAAGGACGGCCAAGUGCUGGACCUGGACAACAACCAUCGACUACAGAUUGUGGAUGGAGGCAACCUAGCUAUCCAGGAGGCACGACCAGGGGACGAAGGCAGGUACCAGUGUGUGGCCAAGAACACCGUUGGCUCCAGGGAGUCCCAGGUGGCCCAGCUGAAGGUCCAUGUUAAGCCCCACCUCCUGAGAGGCCCCAAGGACACGGUGGCUCUGGCAGGAGCCAGUGUAGUGUUCGCUUGCGAGGCUGCUGGAGACCCACCACCGGACGUGCUAUGGAGGCGAACCGCUGGAGGUGGAAGCAUGCCUCUAGGCAGGGUCCACGUUUUGGAAGAUCGUAGUCUCAGGCUAGAUUCUGUGGUACCAGAGGACGAGGGCGAGUACAGUUGUGAAGUCGACAACGCUGUUGGAAGUCUAACAGCCUCAGCAACACUGACUGUGCAUUCACCACCGGUGAUCAUUUCGCGACCCGAGGAGUUGACCGUGGCCACAGGAGAAACGGCGCAGUUCCAGUGUGAGGCGCAGGGGAAACCUUCUCCUUCGGUGUUCUGGACCGUCCAGGGGUCCAGGGUGUUGCUGUUCCCGGGGGAGACUGCUGGAAGGUUCACCGCGUCCCUGGGAACCGACGGGAUCAACGUACUCUCAGUGCAGGAGGUGACCAGAAACGACACUGGCCUCGGGGUGGUCUGUAACGCCAUCAACUCCGCCGGAUCUGACAGCUGGGCUGCCAGACUGACGGUGACACAAGGGUUUCAUCCUCCUCCGGUCAUCGUCCUCGGCCCGGCCAACCAGACACUACCUUUGGAGACGGAGGCCAGCUUCCAGUGCGAGGUCCGUGGAGAGCCAUCGCCACAAGUGACGUGGUACAAGGACCAUUCCCCAGUGCUCACGAUGCAUCCCAGGAUCUCUGUGUUGGACAAUGGCACUCUUUACAUUGAAGAUCUGCAGCGGACAGACGAGGGCCUCUAUACUUGUGUGGCCGCAUCUCAACACGGCAAGGCUACUUGGACCGCCAAGUUGCGGUUAGAGUCCCUCAGGAACUCUGACAUCGCGUUCUUCAGGAGUCCCACCCUGGCCGCCCUCCCAGGCCCGCCCAGCCGCCCUCUGGUGGUCGCCGCCCACCGCAGCUCCGUCACCCUCUCCUGGAGCCGCCACUCGCAGAUAGGCUCGUCAUCCCUUCUAGGCUAUCAGGUGGAACUGUCAGGACGCCCUGUUGGAGGUGAGCCUGGAGGACACACAGUGGGAUGGGUGACCGUGGCUCACAGGGUCCCUGGUCCUACUCACGCACUUCACCACCUUCUGCCAAACAUGACCUACGUCUUCCUUGUCAGGGCUGAGAACGCCCACGGUUUCUCUCCCGCCAGUCCGCUCUCAUCCCCCGUUACUCUGCCUGAGCAAUCAGCUGAUUUACCAGAGGAAGUGAGGGAAGCAAUGGCCACCCUUUCUACAGGCAACAUCUUGGAGCUCUCCUCUAUAUUUCCAAUCAGUUCUACAUCCAUCAAGCUAGGCUGGGAGAUACUGAUCUCUGACUUUGUGGAGGGAGUGUACAUCUACUCCCGAGGUCUCGACGUUAGAUCCAAGACGACCAACGCUCUAACGGUCCUCCACGCCGGAGACACGUCAGGCUUCAUAGUGACAGGUCUGAUGCCUUACACCCGCUACCAGUUCUUCCUCGUACCCUUCUACAAGCACAUCGACGGUCGACCAUCUAACUCACGGACUGUCAGGACUCUGGAGGAUGUACCCACGGCAUCACCAACACAGAUGGAAGCACAGCUGCUGAACGGAUCAGCUGUGCUGGUCACUUGGAAACCUCCGCCUCAACAUACACAUCGUGGGGUUAUACGCUACUAUCAGGUGGUAGUGCGCGGAGGCCCAGCGCUCAACGGCACAUUGCUGACGAAUGUGACAGUGAAUGCUGCAUCUCCAUCACUGCUGCUGACGAACCUCACUGCCGGGCUGAUGUACUUGGUACAAGCUGCUGCAGUUACCAGGGUAGGAUCAGGUCCGUACAGCAGCCCUGCCACUUUGAGGCUGGACCCUUAUAGCAGACUUCUCAACAACUACAGGUACCCCACAUUGGAACAACCCGAGUUCACCACGACGACUCCUAAGUUCGUGACGGAGACGUGGUUCGUGGUUGUUCUCAUGUCACUGGUCGCCAUCAUGUGUUUGCUGUUUGCUGCUCUUCUCUUUGUGCGCAGACGCCAGUUGGAUGCAAAGAUGACCGCUCUUCCAGAGCACACAGUGACAGUUCUGCAGGAGCCGAAACCGCUGUUGUCAGAGCCUCUGUCAGACUUCAAGGUCGCUGUAGUCAAGGUCACGACCCCGGACUACGCGGAGGUCACCCAUCAGCAACCCCCGCCUCAAUACCGCGAGAGGGAGAGGUCGUGUUCACCUGAACCCUACGCCAGUACAACCCUCGUCUCGCCUGUGGAACCGUCCAACCGAAUGAUGAGUUGGUCAGGCCAAGGGUCCAGUAGAGAGUUGUACAGAGGGUCUGAUAUGUACGGUCCAGGGCGGCUGUACGAUCCUCAUCAUUACCCUGGAAGCUUCAACGGAGAGACCAGAACUCAUCAGGCGUACAACUACCAGACAGGGAGUUGCUCCAACAGUCCUCUACUCGGCCGAGACUCUCAUGCCAGAGAUCAAAGAACAGAAACCUUACGCAGACCUUCCAGACACCGCCACAAUCCUGUCCAUAGGUUUUACAAUGAUCGCCUAGGGGAGUACGUAGCCGUUCCCCAAUCUCCGGCACAUCCUCCUCCAGACGUAAUUUCCCCCACUUCUCUGCGGUGGAGGCUACAAGGUGUCGGGGUGGGAGGCUACACCAACCCAUCCAACACCCUCACCACCUUUACUCGAGGCUACAACCCAGUUUACCACAACUCUGCUAGAAGCGAACCCUCCAACAAGCAUUACCAGGCGAGGUUAUAGCAGCAGCGCGUGCAGGACUGGUGUGACUGGAGACCUUGAUAAACCUUGAGGACAAGGAGAACGGAGUAAAACUUGAAGAAUUAAGGUUGUCGAAAUUGAAGAUUUUUGCCAACUUGACUGAGUGUUGUCAAACUUGGAAACUUGAAUUGUAUCGUCAACCUUGAAGAUUGUUCUCAACCUUUAAGAUCUUUAAGGUCGAAGAAAGUUGGUGAUUUGAAGACUUAAGUAUUUUCAAUCUUGAAGAUUGUUCACAACCUGUGAGGGCGAAGAGUGUUGUUAAACUUAAAGACGUAAAAUUAGUUUUGUCAACUUGAAGAUUAUUCACAACCUUUGAGGGCAAAUAGUGUUAUCAAACUUGAAGACUUAGGAAAGAGUGCUCUUAACCUUGAAGACCUAAAGAAUAUUUUCAUCCUUGACAAGUUAAAGAGUAUGGUUAACAUUAAGGAUUGAGUGUUUUGACAACCUCAAACAUAAUCUUCAAUCUAGAAUAUUUCUCUCGACCUUAAAGAAUAUUUUAAACCGUGAAGAUAUAUUCCCUUGAAGAUAUAUUCCUUGAAGAAUAUUCCCAACCUUCAGUAAGUGAAGAGUGUUCGUAGGUUGUUAUAAAGAAGUUUGAUAAGAAACUCGAGUGAAGAUCCUGGGUUUUGCACGUUUACAAUGGAAAAUCUGAAAAAAGUACACACGAUGUUCGAAAUUUUAUAAAUAUUUUUUAAGUUAUCAUGUCAUAUUUUCUUAUAGGCCUACGUUAAAUUUAAUUAAAGUUAGUGUAUAAAAUAUGCUACAGCUUCUUUCUGAAAUGGAACAGAAACUGUGGUUAACAGAAAAUACUUGGUUUAAAUCAUUAAUUUUCAGGUCUCUCUUGGUAAUGUUAAGGAAACAUUUUUAGGGCAAAAUAAACAUUAAUUAAUGUAUCUAAAAGUAUUAACACUUUAAAUUGUACCCCAAUAACAUAAGGUCCGUACCAAGCCAACAAUUGGGGCUUGGCGAACAUUUUGUUUUUAGGUUUCAAAUAUUUCUCUUAAGUAUACAUCAGUAGCAUUUCUAAAUCUAAGAUAAAUAACUAUUUUAAUACUGAUAUGGUGCAAUAUCAUAUUGCAAAGUGCACAUGAUAAUAAAAACCAAGAAAAACUUAUGAUUUAUCUUUCUUCGGACAUUUUGUUUGGCAAAAUUGUUCAUCCGUCCACCUAGAAAUGGUCCAAUAUUUUACAUAUCAUAUUGGCUCAAGUUUUGGGGAAACCAGUAAAAAAAUCAGCCAAAUUUUCUCAUAAGCUUUUCAUUUAUUCAAUGAGUGUUUCAACUUCUCAUUUUGUAUACAUAUCAUUUUUGUAUCUAUACUCAAUGUUAGGUGAUGUAAUUUUGUAAAAUAGACGAAACGUGUCUUUCUUCAUGCUUACGUCAUAAAAUAUUUGUCAAGUGUCUUUUCUUAGACUUAUAAAAUUUUGUGACUCUUUCGCUGCUGUUAUUUUUAUAAAAAGUUGAAUUUAUUUUUGUUUCAAACAAAUUUAGAUGUAAGAAUAUAUUGAGUAGUCUUGGACAAGCUUCGGGAUAACAUAGUUUCACCAUAGAUACGCACAAUAAUAGUUUUCAAAUAAGUUUUGAAAUCACACAAAUUAGCUUAGACCUGAGUAAAAUACAUAAUGUAUAAUAAAUGUGCCAAACGUCCUCUGUCAAUUAAUUGUCAUUUGAAUGGUUCUUUGAGUCUUUAGAAAUUCAUGAAAAUAGCACUAUUUUGUAAACAAAUUCCAGGUGUAGCCUUCGUAGGACCUCCAGCACAAUAAAGGAAACCGCGCCAGAAUGUUAAACAAAAUUGCCUGGUGGUUAGAAUUAUGUGUAAAAAACUAUGUUCAUGUAAUUAGAUAAUCAUCAAAUUUGUUGUAAAAAUCUAUCGAAACCAUUUGACUCUAGUCAUCAAACAAAAUUCGGUACUUUCCUGUCAAAGGGAACAUUCAUUAUUAUCAAUGAUUUUUUUCAAUAUAUCGAUAUUUUUUUUUCCGAUCCAUUACAAAUUGACAACUGAUCUUGUUUAGGCUAAAAUAGACUAUUAAAUGGAUUAAGAAAUGAAACUGUUCUAAG